AUGUCUACAGCGAUUGGCGGCUUGGACGACACGGGCUGGACCUCCUUGACGAUCAACAUGUCGGCGAUGACCUCGUCAGGUAAGACGCAGGAGAUCAUCGAGAGCAAGAUCGAGAAGAGGAUCAAGAACAAGUUUGGCCCGGCGGGCAACAAGCGCAUGCUCAUGUUCGUCGACGACCUCAACAUGCCGAGGAAGGACCUCUUCGGGUCGCAGCCUCCCUUGGAGCUGCUGCGACAAUGGAUUGACUACGGCUGCUGGUAUGACCGCCAGAAGCAGACCUUGAGGUACGUGGAGGGCAUCCACAUGGUUGCAGCCAUGGGACCCCCCGGAGGUGGUCGCGCCGUGAUUUCCUCACGCCUGCAGAGCGCCGCGAACAACCUCUGCUUCGUCAAUCCCGCAGACAGCCAGAUCAAGCGGAUUUUUAUGACCCUGGCCAGCAACAAGCUCAACGACUUCCGCAACGAGGAUAUCAAGAGCCUCGCGGAGCCCUUGACGCUGACCACCAUCAGCAUCUACGCGCAGAUCAGCGAGGGAUUCCUGCCUACACCGGAGAAGUGCCAUUACCUCUUCAACCUCCGAGACAUCGCCAAGAUUUUCCAGGGCGUGUAUCUUGCGGACCCCAAGGUCCAUGAGGAGAAAGAGCAGAUCGUGCGUUUGUGGUACCACGAGUGCUGCCGAGUCUUCAUGGACCGCCUCAUCAACCACGAGGAGACCGCGAGAAGCUGCGGGCGCUGCUGGAUGGGGCCAUGGACAACGGCCUGCAGAUCCGCUCCAAAGAGAUCGACGGGGGAGAUCCCGACUUUGUCUUUGCGUCGCUGGAUCUGA
Molecule: messenger RNA, 825 nt
Organism: Effrenium voratum
Lineage: Eukaryota; Dinophyceae; Suessiales; Symbiodiniaceae
Source: the annotation of a GenBank genome assembly